Molecule: messenger RNA, 8460 nt
Organism: Ectocarpus sp. CCAP 1310/34
Lineage: Eukaryota; Phaeophyceae; Ectocarpales; Ectocarpaceae
Source: the annotation of a GenBank genome assembly
AUGAAGAUGCUGAUCGAGAAACAAGCGGCGGCGGCGGCUUCCCGCCUCAACAGUCCCUCGCGCCUCGAGGCCUUUGCUGCGGACUCGCCCCCGCAUCGUCGCCGCCCGCGUACCCCCACAAAAGUGGGCAGCGGCGGCGGCGGCGGUGGCCGCGGCGGUCGGAGUGAUAAGAGCGAUGAUCGGGGUGGGGCCCCGUCCCCUUCUCCCCGACAUACAUCUCCCGGAGGCGGGAUCGCGCUCUCCGAGUUAGUCUCAGCAACAACCCCUCCAAGAAGACGGUCUUCGGCGAUAAAGCUGGAUGCCAGGGGUGGGAAUGAGGGUGCGGAACUCCGUCGGUCCUUGGCUCAGGAAACCUACACCAAAACGUUUACUGGGAUGCAGGUGCAACAUGAUAGUCUAGACCACCACUUCGCCGGAUGCAACGUAGAAUCCUCAUCGGUGGACCUGAGCGUCGGGGCAGAGCGCACAACCGUGCUCAAGGCCGUCAGCGAGGGCGAGACUCGUUUCCGAUCGAUGGCCAUGGCGAGCGACACGGACCUGGGCUUUCCGUCCCCAGACGGACCUGGGCGGCAAUUCCUUGCAGAGUUCGGCGAGUUCCCCGUGUACCUCGUCAACCGCGACAUGCAGGUGAAAAUCGCAUCAACGGGCGAGCUUUAUCCCAUGAUGCCUCCCGGCCCUGUCGACGAGAAAAGGAGGGGUUUGGGGCCAGGCGAGGGGCGGGACGAGGCAAUCGUGGCGGCAAGUCGAGAGAGAGAAAAGCGUCCAGCGCGGGACUGGGGCGUUCAACAGGUGUUAGACUGGCUGGAAGAUGAGCUGGAGCUGGGGGAGUACCGGAGGGAGUUUGCAAGGGCAAAGGUGGAUGGGGCCCUUCUCCUCAACCUCGAGAAAAUUAAGGACAAGGAGGAAGAGGAGAUGGGCAAGAAGUACGCCGACAUGGACGACUACGUGAAGCGCUUAGACAGAGAUCGUGUCCGCCUCGUGACCAAGCUCAAGGUGGUCUUCGACCGCUUCGACAAGCGCGGAGAGGGUACCAUAUCGGCCGCCAACGCGCGCGAUGCGCUGCUGUACAUGGGCCGCGACAUUUCCGGGGAGGCGUGCGCCUCGUGGCUGGCGGACAGGGAGAGACAUCGCGGCGACAGCGGGGGGCAGGGCGGCGACAUAUCAUUCGUAGACUUUUGUACAGCGUACUCUGCUCUUUUCGCCGACGAGGACCCAUAUAUAGACUUAGGUGAAACAUGGGGUCCCGGGGGCGGUCCCAAGGAGCAGGGCGUAUCGGUAACGGGGUCAGGACACGUCCGUCUCAGGCAGAAGAAGUCGGCCCAAGGUCGCGGCGACGGGGCACACGGGUCGUGGGCGCCAGGAAGUUCCGAGGACGAGGAAGAGUUUCGGACAGGGAGCAGCAGGCACUCACCCCAUCGAAAGACCCCCCGAGGAGACGGUGUCGAGGACACCAGCAACAACGGAGAUGAUCACUACCGCGAUCAUGCUCAAGCUGAGGCCUUCGAAGCCCUCCGAUCGGUGAAGAAGCUGGCAGAAGUGAAGCGCGUGUUUGACCGGUUCGCCGUGGACGGCAUGCUGACCACCUACGAGGCCCUGCAAGCGCUAACAGAGGCCGGGUGCACGGCGCCGAGGACGCACGCUGGACGAUACCUGCGCUCCCGGCGCUUCUUCGGCUUGCGCAGAGAGGUGUGCUUCCGGGGGGGGUUGACAGUCGCCCUCUCAGGAGAUUUGACGGGCGCGAGUGGUUUGGGGAUGGUAGGAGCGCUUGUUGAAGGGAAGCCGAACUCCCAAUUUACGCGCCUCACGACCCAGGUGACGUUCUUCGAGUUUCUACGAUCGAUGGCCGCGCUCGGAGUCCACGAUUCCGGGGCACACGUUACCGGCUUUGCGCCUUCGAUGAUACCUCUGGGCGGCGGUGGCAGUAGUAUCCCAUUCAAAGCCCGCCGUAGCAGUCGAGGACCGAGAGACGACGACGACGACGACGACGACGACGAGUACAUGAGCGUCAGUGGUAAACGUGGAGGCGGCAGAAGUGGCAGCCGCAGGCGAACAAGGCGGCGAGGACGCUCCGGAGAAGGAAGAGCCUACGACGACGACGAAGACCAAGGAGGUUCCACCAGCACGAGUGCUGACGACGAAGACGACCGACACCGGCGCAGCCCAGUCCCUCAUCGAGGGGUAUCGCCUAGAAGGGUCAUGGGGGCGGGGGGAGUCAGCCGCGGGCGAGGGCUCGGUAGCGGUAGCGGCGGCGACUACGGCGAGACGAGACGCUCUAGAUCGGCGUCGAGAAAGCGACGACCAAGCUAUUCUCCCCGGAGAUCAAGGAGCCGGUUGGCGGAUUCGGGCGCAAGUAGUUCCGAUAUCGAGGAGGACAAGGACGGCUCUCCCUCCCGGAGAGGAAGACGAGCCAUGAGGCACAAGCGCGACAAGCAUAGGUCACGGUACGGGCGGGAAGGUGGAAAAAGGUUGACAUCCGAGGAGAGCGACACCGGUGAUGACGGUGACCGAAGUGACGGCAGCGCGUUUGGAAGCAGAGGUAGAGGCCGUCGCGGCAGUGUCCCGCAGGAGGAGCGUGGUGGUCGCGAGCGACAGCAAACCAGGAGCCGCGGAGGGGGUCGCAAUAUCGAGGACGACGAUCACGACCGCACCCGCGACCGAGAUCGGCACCGGGAAAAGCAUCUUGCCGGUGGUCGGCCUUCAGACCGCGAUAAACUGAGGAAGAGAGAGAGCGGGCGGGGUGCCGGCAGCGGCAGCGGCAGCGACGGAGCAAGAGGGCCAAGUUCGGCCAGGUCUCGUCGCAAGGCGAGCUCGCCUAGCAGGGACGAGUCGAAUGAAGGGCGCAGUUGCCAAGAAACACGAGGCGGGCCCGCUAGCAGCUUUUCCCGUGGAGAUAGAGUCGAGGCGAGAUAUCGCGCUCGUGGUACAAAGUUCUACAAGGGCACCAUUUCCAGAGUCAACAGCGACGAUACCGUCGAUGUAGCAUACGAUGAUGGAGAGAAAGAGAUUGGCAUUGCGACAGAGCACGUUCGAUCUUUGGAACCAGGGGCAAGUGGCGGUGGCGGUAGGACGAGAGGAAGCACCAUGGCUAGGGGAGACAGAGUAGAGGUGAGGUACCGCGGGAAGGGGACCAACUUCUACAAGGGCAACAUCUCACGCGUGAACUCCGACGGCACUAUGGACAUAACGUAUGACGAUGGUGAGAAAGAGAUUGGGAUUGCACCAGAGCAUGUUCGAUCUUUGGAGCCGCAAACAAACGCAGGUAGUGGCGGGGGAAGGGGCCACACAAUGGCCAGGGGAGAUAGAGUCGAGGUGAGGUACCGUGGGAAGGGGACCAAGUUCUACAAGGGCAAGAUAUCGCGCGUAAAUUCCGAUUGCACCAUGGACAUAGCCUACGAUGAUGGCGAGAAGGAGAUUGGGAUUGCGGCGGAGCACGUUCGAUCCUUGGAGCAGUCAACCAGUGAAGGUGGCCGUGGUGGUGGUGGUAGAGCAAGGGCUCCGACGUUGAUGGAAGGGGACAAGGUCGAGGCCAACUUCCGAGGUCGGGGGAGAUUCUAUCCGGGACGAAUCAGCAGGGUCAACGUGGAUGGGACCUUCAACAUCGACUAUGACGACGGUGAGAAGGAACGCGGGGUCACAGACGAUCUGAUCCGGGCCAGCGAUCGAGGAAAUGCCCACCGCGACGAGGGUCGAAGCGGGGGAAGCGGCAGGCUCGAGAGGGGAGACAGAGUCGAGGCGAAGCACCGUGGAAGGGGGAGCAAGUUCUACAAGGGCAAGAUCUCGCGGGUCAACUCCGACGGCACGUUUGAUAUUUCCUAUGAUGAUGGCGAGAAGGAGAUUGGGAUUGCGGCGGAGCACGUUCGAUCGUUGGAGCCGAAAAACAGCACAGGUGACAAUGACGUGAUUGGAAGCGGGAUGGCCAAGGGAGACAGGGUCGAGGUGAGGUACCGCGGGAAGGGGACCAAGUUCUAUAAGGGCAAGAUCUCGCGGGUCAAUUCCGACGACACCAUGGACAUAGCCUACGAUGAUGGUGAGAAGGAGAUUGGGAUUGCGGCGGAGCACGUUCGAUCUUUGGACCGGCCAAUCAGUGCAGGUGGGGGUGGAGAGAGGCGGGGCAGGCUCGAGCGGGGAGACAGAGUCGAGGCGAGGUGCCGCGGGAAGGGGAGCAAGUUCUACAAGGGCAAGAUCUCGCGAGUCAAUUCCGACGACACGUUGGAUAUAGCCUACGAUGAUGGUGAGAAAGAGAUUGGGAUUGCGGUGGAGCACGUUCGAUCUUUGGACCGGCCAAUCAGUGCAGGUGGGGGUGGAGAGAGGCGGGGCAGGCUCGAGCGGGGAGACAGAGUCGAGGCGAGGUACCGCGGGAAGGGGAGCAAGUUCUACAAGGGCAAGAUCUCGCGAGUCAAUUCCGACGACACGUUGGAUAUAGCCUACGAUGAUGGUGAGAAAGAGAUUGGGAUUGCGGUGGAGCACGUUCGAUCUUUGGACCGGCCAAUCAGUGCAGGUGGGGGUGGAGAGAGGCGGGGCAGGCUCGAGCGGGGAGACAGAGUCGAGGCGAGGUACCGCGGGAAGGGGAGCAAGUUCUACAAGGGCAAGAUCUCGCGAGUCAAUUCCGACGAGACCAUGGAUAUAACCUACGAUGAUGGUGAGAAAGAGAUUGGGAUUGCGACGGAGCACGUACGGUCUUUGGAGCCACAAAUCAACGCAGGCGAUAGUGACGCGAACGGAAGCAGGAUGGCAAAGGGCGACAGGGUCGAGGUGAGGUACCGUGGGAAGGGGACCAAGUUCUACAAGGGCAAGAUAUCGCGAGUAAAUUCCGACGCGACUUUCGAUAUAUCGUAUGACGAUGGUGAGAAGGAGAUUGGGAUUGCGGCGGAGCACGUGCGAUCCUUGGAGCAGUCAACCAGUGAAGGUGGCCGUGGUGGUAGUGGUAGAGCAAGGGCUCCGACGUUGAUGGAAGGCGACAAGGUCGAGGCCAACUUCCGAGGUCGGGGGAGGUUCUAUCCGGGACGAAUCAGCAGGGUCAACGUGGACGGGACCUUCAACAUCGACUAUGACGACGGUGAGAAGGAACAUGGGGUCACAGACGAUCUGAUCCGGGCCAGCGAUCGAGGAAGCUCUCAGCGUGACGAGGGCCGAAGCGGGGCAAGCGGCAGGCUCGAGAGGGGAGACAGAGUCGAGGCGAGGUACCGUGGAAGGGGGAGCAAGUUCUACAAGGGCAAGAUCUCACGCGUUAACUCCGACGGCACGUUCGAUAUUUCCUAUGAUGAUGGCGAGAAGGAGAUUGGGAUUGCGGCGGAGCACGUUCGAUCGUUUGAGUCGCAACGAAAUGCAGACGAAAAUCACGUGAUAGGAAGCGGGAUGGCCAAGGGAGAUAGAGUCGAGGUGAGGUACCGUGGGAAGGGGACCAAGUUCUACAAGGGCAAGAUCUCACGCGUUAACUCCGACGGCACGUUCGAUAUUUCCUAUGAUGAUGGCGAGAAGGAGAUUGGGAUUGCGGCGGAGCACGUUCGAUCGUUUGAGUCGCAACGAAAUGCAGACGAAAAUCACGUGAUAGGAAGCGGGAUGGCCAAGGGAGAUAGAGUCGAGGUGAGGUACCGUGGGAAGGGGACCAAGUUCUACAAGGGCAAGAUAUCACGAGUAAAUUCCGACGCGACUUUCGACGUAGCCUACGAUGAUGGCGAGAAGGAGAUUGGGAUUGCGGCGGAGCACGUUCGAUCGUUUGAGUCGCAACGAAAUGCAGACGAAAAUCACGUGAUAGGAAGCGGGAUGGCCAAGGGAGAUAGAGUCGAGGUGAGGUACCGUGGGAAGGGGACCAAGUUCUACAAGGGCAAGAUAUCACGAGUAAAUUCCGACGCGACUUUCGACGUAGCCUACGAUGAUGGCGAGAAGGAGAUUGGGAUUGCGGCGGAGCACGUUCGAUCUUUGGAUAGGCCAACCAGUGCAGGCGGACGUGGUCCGGGGAGGAGGGCUCCGACGUUGAUGGAAGGCGACAAGGUCGAGGCCAACUUCCGAGGUCGGGGGAGAUUCUAUCCGGGACGAAUCAGCAGGGUCAACGUGGAUGGGACCUUCAAUAUCGACUAUGACGACGGUGAGAAGGAACACGGGGUCACAGAUGAUCUGAUCCGGGCCAGCGAUCGAGGAAGCUCUCAGCGUGACGAGGGUCGAAGCGGGCAAAGCAGCAGACUCGAGAGGGGAGACAGAGUCGAGGCGAGGUACCGCGGGCGGGGCACCAAGUUCUACACGGGCAAGAUCUCGCGAGUAAAUUCUGACGCGACUUUCGAUGUAUCGUAUGACGAUGGCGAGAAGGAGAUUGGGAUUGCGGCGGAGCACGUUCGAUCGUUGGAGUCGCCACCCAGCCCAGGUGGCCGUGGUGGUAGUGGUAGAGCAAGGGCUCCGACGUUGAUGGAAGGCGACAAGGUCGAGGCCAACUUCCGAGGUCGAGGGAGGUUCUAUUCGGGACGAAUCAGCAGGGUCAACUUGGAUGGGACCUUCAAUAUCGACUAUGACGACGGUGAGAAGGAACGCGGGGUCACAGAUGAUCUGAUCCGGGCCAGCGAUCGAGGAAAUGCCCACCGCGAUGAGGGUCGAAGCGGGGGAAGCGGCAGGCUCGAGAGAGGAGACAGAGUCGAGGCGAGGUACCGUGGAAGGGGGAGCAAGUUCUAUAAGGGCAAGAUCUCGCGGGUCAACUCCGACGGCACGUUCGAUAUUUCCUAUGAUGAUGGCGAGAAGGAGAUUGGGAUUGCGACGGAGCACGUACGGUCUUUGAAGUCAGUUGAGGCCGCAACUGGUGAGAGAGGAAGCGGGAUGGCCAAGGGAGACAGGGUCGAGGCGAGGUACCGCGGGAAGGGGACCAAGUUCUAUAAGGGCAAGAUCUCGCGAGUCAAUUCCGACGACACAUUCGACAUAGCCUACGAUGAUGGUGAGAAGGAGAUUGGGAUUGCGAUGGAGCACGUUCGAUCUUUGGACCGGCCAAUCAGUGCAGGUGGCCGUGGUCGGGGGGAAAGGAUGACCAGGGGCGAUAGAGUCGAGGCGAGGUACCGUGCAAGGGGUACGAAGUUCUACAAGGGCAAGAUCUCGCGAGUCAAUUCCGAUGAGACCAUGGAUAUAACCUACGAUGAUGGUGAGAAAGAGAUUGGGAUUGCGGCGGAGCACGUGCGGUCUUUGGAGCCGCAACACAACGCAGGCGAUAGUGACACAAACGGCAGCAGGAUGGCAAAGGGAGACAGGGUCGAGGUGAGGUACCGUGGGAAGGGGACCAAGUUCUACAAGGGCAAGAUAUCGCGAGUAAAUUCCGACGCGACUUUCGAUAUAUCGUAUGACGAUGGUGAGAAGGAGAUUGGGAUUGCGGCGGAGCACGUUCGAUCCUUGGAGCAGUCAACCAGUGAAGGUGGCCGUGGUGGUAGUGGUAGAGCAAGGGCUCCGACGUUGAUGGAAGGCGACAAGGUCGAGGCCAACUUCCGAGGUCGGGGGAGGUUCUAUCCGGGACGAAUCAGCAGGGUCAACGUGGAUGGGACCUUCAACAUCGACUAUGACGACGGUGAGAAGGAACACGGGGUCACAGACGAUCUGAUCCGGGCCAGCGAUCGAGGAAGCUCUCAGCGUGACGAGGGCCGAAGCGGGCAAAGCAGCAGACACGAGAGGGGAGACAGAGUCGAGGCGAGGUACCGCGGGCGGGGCACCAAGUUCUACAAGGGCAAGAUCUCGCGGGUCAACUCCGACGGCACGUUCGAUAUUUCCUAUGAUGAUGGCGAGAAGGAGAUUGGGAUUGCGGCGGAGCACGUUCGAUCGUUUGAGUCGCAACGAAACACAGACGGAAGGCUGGCGUCUCGGAGCAGGAGCCCAAGCACCCGUCAGGGGCGAGAUGACAAUGCAAGCGAGGACUUCGCCGAGGGUGAUAAAGUGGAGGGGCGUUUCGGUGGACGGUCACGCUGGUUCAGGGCAACCGUGGAAAGGAAGAAUAGAGAUGGAACGUACUGGCUUGUUUAUGCCGAUGGGGACGAGGAACGAGCGGUGGAAAACAGCCUUAUUAGAAGACUUGGACGCGAUGGCGGUGGUGGUGCUGCAGUCGCAUCACCAACAAGCCGCUUCAAAGCGAUGGCUGGUCAUGUCAGCGCGAGAAACACGAUAGACGAUGAGCAAGUGAAGUCUCGCCGAGGUAUACAAGGCGGACAACCGAGCUCCAGCCGUCGUGAUAGCGGACGAGGUUCGAGGUCCGGUUCUGGAAACGGUGCCGACGAUGGUGAUGGUCCGACGCUUCUUGAAGGUGACCUCGUAGAAGGCAACUUCCAAGGCCGGGGGCGGUUUUACUCUGGGCGAAUUAGUAGAAUCAAUCUCGACGGCACGUUCAACAUCGACUACAAUGAUGGCGAGAAGGAGCGGGGGGUGAAGAGGGAUAUGAUUCGCUCCGUCGACAGCAUUCCUGCCGGGGCACGCCAAAGUCGAAGAGGCGGUAGCUACCAGUGA